This is a messenger RNA of Pseudonaja textilis, 3721 nucleotides long. NCBI's taxonomy places the organism in Eukaryota, Metazoa, Chordata, Lepidosauria, Squamata, Elapidae. The record is from RefSeq and is a predicted model, not a curated record.
AGACUUCUUAAGGGCAAGUGGAAGGUGGGACAAACCGUUGGUGAGGUGCUAACUGAGAGGAGGAAAAAAAGCGCCUGACUCCGAAAGUUCCCGCCUACAAUGACUCCUGAAUUGCGUUGUGGACUUUGAUUGGGUUUAGAAAUAUUAGGGUGUAAUUGUAUGUGAGUGAGUGACAAAGCUUGGAGCUGUUGCCCUAGGAGUGGUUUUCAUCGCCAGGAGUUUCAUUUUCUAUUGAAACGAUUCGGUUGUGGGCAAGAACGGAAUUUCCUUUUCAAAGUGAAUGGUGUUCACAUGGACAAAUGAUUAACUAAUAUGGCCUGCAGAAGAGAAGGAAUUCAAGAACAGCUUCUCUCUUCCAUCAUUUCAACUAUAAAUUCUCAUAAGUCUCCAGCGUGUGCCAGUCAAGUUCAUAGAAUAUGUAUGGUGUCUGACUUUUUUUAUCCAAACAUGGGUGGAGUGGAAAGCCAUAUUUACCAGUUGUCACAGUGCCUAAUUGAAAGAGGACACAAAGUUAUUGUAGUCACCCAUGCUUACGAUGAUCGUAAAGGCAUUCGAUACCUCACCAAUGGACUAAAAGUCUACUAUUUACCAUUAACAGUAAUGUAUAACCAAUCUACAGCCACUACCCUUUUUCACAGUCUGCCUCUGCUCAGGUACAUAUUUAUUCGAGAAAGAAUCACCAUUGUCCAUGCACAUAGUUCAUUUUCUUCUUUGGCUCAUGAUGCACUAUUUCAUGCUAAGACAAUGCAGCUACGGACAAUUUUUACAGAUCAUUCACUUUUUGGAUUUGCUGAUGUCAGUUCAGUGCUUACAAAUAAACUCUUGACUGUAUCACUAUGUGAUACAAACCACAUAAUAUGUGUUUCUUACACAAGCAAAGAGAAUACUGUAUUAAGAGCAGCACUUAAUCCAGAAAUAGUUUCUGUCAUCCCUAAUGCUGUUGAUCCUACUGACUUCACUCCAGAUGCAUCUAAACGUGACAAGAACACAAUAACUAUUGUUGUGGUUAGCAGACUUGUAUAUAGAAAAGGUAUUGAUUUACUUAGUGGUAUAAUUCCUGAGCUAUGUCAGAAGUAUCCAGAUUUACAUUUCUUAGUUGGAGGAGAAGGACCAAAAAGAAUUGUAUUAGAAGAAGUACGGGAAAGAUAUCAAUUACAUGAAAGAGUUCGUCUUCUAGGAGCUUUAGAACAUCAGGAAGUUAGAAAUGUCUUGGUUCAAGGUCAUAUUUUUCUUAACACCUCUCUCACAGAAGCAUUUUGUAUGGCAAUUGUGGAAGCUGCCAGUUGUGGUUUACAGGUGGUCAGUACAAGAGUUGGUGGGAUUCCUGAAGUACUUCCAGAUGAUUUUAUAAUUUUGUGUGAACCUUCAGUGAAAUCCCUCUGUAGUGGAUUGGAAAAGGCUAUUAGCCAACUGAAGUCAGGAUCAUUAUUGUCUCCAGAAAUUAUGCAUGACAAAGUUAGAACAUUCUACACUUGGAGAAAUGUUGCAAAAAGAACUGAAAAAGUAUACAACAGAGUGGCAAAUGAAUCUGUAUUGCCAAUGGGCAAACGACUUGAGAGACUUAUCACUCAUUGUGGUCCAGUGACUGGUUACAUUUUUGCUCUUUUGGCCAUGCUCAGCUUUCUUUUUCUGAUAUUUCUGAAAUGGCUGAUACCAGAUGAUUUUAUUGAUACUGCAAUAGAUGCCACAGGUCUAAACGGAGCAUGGACUAGAAAAUUUUUCCACAAUAAAAAGAAAAAAGAAAACAUUACAAACUCCUAAAGGUGCUAAAAGUGAAAAAAAAAAGUUUAAUUCCCUUACUUGUCUUUUACUAUUAUGCGUUUGCUGUUAAAUUUACACUUAUCAAGUGCUUAUAUGUCAUUGGACAGCUUUCAUAAUGAAUGGAAAGAAACAAAGUUCUACCUCAGCAUAAAUCUAAAUUGGUUUAGGAAAGACAUUUUCCCAAGAUAUGCUGCGAAAUCUGUUUACAUUUAUUUCAGCUUGAAAUAUCUUACAAAUACAUGGAAUAUCAUGUCCAUUAAUGAAAGAGAUCAUCUAAAAAACUAAGGGGAAAAAUAGGUGAGUAGGUAGAGAUUUUGUCUGUUUAGAGUUUUUUCUGUUUUUAAUUUCUCUUGCACCAUGAUUAUAUAAUUAAAAAUUAUAUGAAAAAGUAGCAGUAUAUGUUCUGAUCCAGUAUAAUACAAAAAAACCCCUGACUUUAAAUAUAGUUCCCAAGUCUACUUGUUGAGAUGUGUGAUCAAUUUGGUAUAUUGAUAUGAUCAACUAAAAUUGAGACAUGCACAACUUGUGAAGUUGGGAGAAUAUUCUCUUUGUUUAAGCAUCUACAGGUAAUCAUCAAAUUACGACGUCGAAUUAAGAGACUGUUCAAAGUUACAACAACCCCCCCCCCCCAAGUACUUACUAUACAGUCCCAAAGUUAUGAAUGUUGUAGCACCUUUAUGAACGACUGCAGAGGCACUAUAACAUUCACCUUGCCUAUAACCUACUCACUCUUGAUCAGGUCUCCACAGGUACUGGGCCUGUAGAUACUCACCUUGUGAAGAUCUAUUGAGGCUUCAGUUUCUUGCCCUGCUUCAGGCCCUCAGUGCAUUUGCAGCGAAUGGAGGCCUAAAGUACCAUAAGAUCAUGCAAGAUCAGUAGUGCAAGAUCUCACUGUACUGAUCUUGUGUGAUCUCAUGGUACUUUAGGCCUCUGUUCUCUGCAAAUGGAGGCCUACAUGGUAUCUGCAACAAAAGACUUUGCAAAUGGAGGGAAGUCCUGAACCAAUGAAGUCUUCCCUCUUUCCAAAGCCUUUUGUCAUCUUUGCAAAAAACCUUUGCUGCCAAAAACAGCCUGGGAGGGGCACGCAUGUCCCUGCAGGCUUCCAUUUAUGGCAGCAAAGUCCUUUCCUCAGGGUCUUUGCCUCUGAGAAUGGACCCUCUCCCAGCCUCUGUUCUCGGCAGCAAAGGCUUUUCGCAAAAAUGACUGGUGCCUACAGGGAUAAUCUCUCAUCCCUGCAGGCCUCAGCAAACCUUUGCUUAAGGCAAAACCCUGGCAGAGAGGCUGGAAAGGAGAUAGCUGUCUUGACCAUCGAGAUCUAUGUAAGGUAAGUGACCAGGUUGGGGCAGGAAGCAUGAGAUAUCUCAGUGGGUCAGGGGAGACUUUGUUUUAUCUGAAGCACUCCCCCCCCCCCCCCCCCCGGCCUUCCCCACCCGACACCUUGUUCCCCACCCUGAGUUACCUCCAAAUGCAUGGGUGAAAGCAGGAGAGAUUCAAGUUAUGUGAUACAUUCAAGUUAUGUGAUACAUUCCUAUGAAUCCUCAGAUUAUGAAUGUCAUUGGCAGGCUCCAUUACUUUUGUAACUCGAUUACCUGUAUCAUUCAUUUUGAUAGUUUGAAAACAAGUAUAAUUGACAUAUCCUGAAUUUUUCUCUGCCAAUAUUUUUGAAGCUUUCAGAAGAAGGUUCCAAGUUCUUCCAAGACCCAAGAGUAGGUAUUUUGAAUCUACUUUUAUAACACAGUUGAGACACAAUGAAAAAACACUCUUUUUACAUUAAUAAGGCCCAGCAUCAUGUUCAUUUUUCUUCUUUUAUUUUUAAAUAGAAAUGUAUAGGUGAGUAUUAAAACUCAUUCCAACAAAUAUUUCCAUGACAAGAUUGCCAUAUUUAGAGUAAAAACAGGUGCUUCAGUCCUUUCCUAUAUGUGACCCUUGUCUGAAUAAUUUUGCUUAUGCUAUUUUAUUU